UCCAGGCUGGGAGCCGGCACCAACAGGCAGAGACCUGGCAGCCUGCUCUCACCAUGAAGCGGCCAAGGGAGCCGAGCGGCUCCGACAGCGAGUCCGACGGAGCCAUCGACGUGGGCCGGGAGGGCGAGCUUAGCCAGAUGGCCAGGCCCCUGUCCACCCCCAGCCCUUCUCAGAUGCAAGCCAGGAAGAAACGCAGAGGGAUCAUAGAGAAACGGCGUCGAGACCGCAUCAACAGCAGCCUUUCCGAACUGCGGCGCUUGGUCCCCACCGCCUUUGAGAAGCAGGGCUCCUCCAAGCUGGAGAAAGCUGAGGUGCUGCAGAUGACGGUAGAUCACUUGAAGAUGCUCCACGCUACUGGUGGGACAGGAUUCUUUGACGCCCGAACCCUGGCAGUGGACUUCCGGAGCAUCGGUUUCCGGGAGUGCCUCACUGAGGUCAUCAGGUACCUGGGGGUCCUGGAAGGACCCAGCAGCCGUGCGGACCCGGUCCGGAUUCGCCUCCUCUCCCACCUCAACAGCUACGCAGCCGAGAUGGAGCCUUCGCCCACACCUGCCAGCCCCCUGGCCUUCCCUGCCUGGCCCUGGUCCUUCUUUCAUAGCUGUCCAGGGCUGUCAGCCCCGAGCAGCCAGCUCGCCAUCCUGGGGAGAGCGCCAGGCCCCGUCCUCCCCAGCGCCGCCUCUCUCGCCUGCCCCAUCCCAGCCCUCCGAGCAGUUCCCAUGCGCAGAGCUGCCGGCACCGUCCUGCCGGCGCGGAGGAAUCUGCUGCCCAGUCGAGGGGCGUCUUCUACUCGGAGGGUCCGCCCUCUGGAGAGGCCGGCUGUCCCCCUGCCGGUGACCCCCAGCGGCAGGGCUGCCAGGAGCAGCCCCAUGGCACCCCUCCUGCGGUCUUCUUCCCCCACAUCCGCGGGCGUUGGGAGGUCCCCUGCGUCUGCCGCUGUUCCUGCCCCCAGGCCCUCUCCCUCCGGGCCUGCUGGGAAGCCCGCAGGGGCUGUGCUCUGCCACUCCUGGGUCUCCGAAAUCACGGAGGUCGGGGCUUUCUGAGCUGUGUCCCCUCCCCCACCCCCGCCUGGAGUAAGGAAAAAUUCUUCCCGGGAGCUCCGAAAGUGGCUCUGCCCUUUCUGCCCUGCCUCCUGGACUGGCUCCCGUGUGAAGGCGUCUUCACCCAUGGGAGGCUCCCUUGCCCUCUGGCCCAUCUCCCCUCCUCACUGUUCGGCUCACCUUGCCCACCUGGCCUCCUGGAGCUGUUCCGACCUCAGAGGCUCGGUCCCACCUCUUACACGCACAGAUGAGUCCCGGGAGAACCCUAAGCGCUGUGCGCACGCCCCUCAUCCUGCCCCAGUGUACAUGGGCAGCAGGCAUGAGUCUCAGCUCUGGGAACACAGCUGUGACCUAAAAAGCAGAGUGGCUGAGGCUGGCUGCUUCCCAAGAGAGACCAGACCCCCAUCAGGAGCAAUGACUCCCUGGCUGCAACCUUCCCAGGCCCCAUAACACAGGGCCUGCCUUGCUUCCUGAGACAGUAAAGGAACAGGGCGGGCCACAGAGAGGUUUCCCAGGGACCCUGCCUGCCCCUGCCCACCUGUCUUUAGCCCACCCCAUUGCAGCAAAUCACAGGACAGACCUGCUGCCCACCACGACCAAGACCUCCCAGCUGCAAACACCCAGCAUCCAGCCGACCAAUAGUCUUCUGCACGCAGCUGGGAGCCUUCCCGGCAGCAGUAAGACCCCGAGACAGGGUGUCCUUACCACUAGGCCUGGGACAGCGCUCUCAGGUGGCAGCCAGGACCCAGCAAAGAGAGCCCAGCUCUCUCCUCUCACGCCUCCCUCCAGGCGUGUGGUCCCUGUCGGCACACAGCCAUGUUCCCACGUGAUGGGGCCCCCCGGAGAGGGAUCCUCUUGGGAUUCAGAGCCAGACGUUUGUGCGGCCUGGUCUGCAUCCGGCUCACGGAGCUGUCUGCUGGGACAGCCAGGGCUUGUCGGGCCGGACAAAAAUAACUGGGAGGAGGGGCGAGAGGAAGGACAUUCAGAGGCGGCCAUGCCCUGCAAGGUCACCCAGUGGCUCGAGGGCCUGAGAGCCUAUUCACCCAGGAUUCCACGCAGCUGGGGCUGCUCAGAAGCCAUGUCGUUACUCAGCACCAACCCCAGCUGCUUAUCCUCCAACAGAGGGACAGAUGACCCAGUGACUGUUCCCGGUGGAAGAGCAGAGUCUGGACAAGAUGUGGGCAGAUCCAAGACUGACAUUGUGGACCAGUGUUGCCAGAGCUGCUGUUAAAAUGUACUAACACAUCUGUGCUGGGUGGCAAACACCUGCAUCCCCCGAGUGGCUCUGAGUGUCCCCCAGCGCGUGGCUUUGCCCCCAGGACCCCCCUGUGCUGGUUAAUGCCUGUCGGACCCCAGGUUAUGGGAUCUGCCAGCUGGCAAGUUGUUUGUUGGUGCUUAUUUUACGCUGGUUGUUAAAUACUGCAAACGUCAGGCUGGGAAGAUUCUCCCACCGCCACCCUUUGAUAGAACUACUCUCCCCAGAGGCUAAAUUGGGGAGACUCCCUGGGCUCACAAGUAGUUUGCAAAAGCCUGAGGGAAAAGGGGCCCAUUCAGAGAAAUGGGUCAGAGGACAGAGGUCAUUUAAAUGACCCAGAAAGCUGUUUUGCAAAGGCGAAUUCCUCAAGGAGGCAUGAAGAGCUCAAAUAAUUCAUUCACUCCCCUGUGUUGGUUCCAUCAGGUGGCUGUCCUUCUGCACCCACCUGAGAGCCUGGAGGAGAGAGGGUGUAAUUUCAAGGAGAGGGAGGGCGGGGCU
Messenger RNA from Artibeus jamaicensis (Jamaican fruit-eating bat), 2790 nucleotides. It is a transcript of the gene HEYL, whose product is annotated as hes related family bHLH transcription factor with YRPW motif like. The record is from RefSeq and is a predicted model, not a curated record. The transcript is spliced from 5 exons. Gene Ontology annotation, cellular component: nucleus. Lineage: Eukaryota; Metazoa; Chordata; Mammalia; Chiroptera; Phyllostomidae. The coding region runs from base 54 to 1040 and encodes 328 amino acids. Gene Ontology annotation, biological process: circulatory system development; anterior/posterior pattern specification; regulation of neurogenesis. Gene Ontology annotation, molecular function: DNA-binding transcription factor activity, RNA polymerase II-specific; RNA polymerase II cis-regulatory region sequence-specific DNA binding; protein dimerization activity.